Molecule: messenger RNA, 4179 nt
Organism: Fusarium sp. VM40
Lineage: Eukaryota; Fungi; Ascomycota; Sordariomycetes; Hypocreales; Nectriaceae
Source: the annotation of a GenBank genome assembly
AUGGAAGCAGUAGGACUGGCUGUUGGGCUAGUCGGCAUUUUUAGCACCUGCUUAGAGGCUGUGCAAAGGAUCGAUUCGUACAAAACAGCUGGUCGCGACACGCGUCUGCUCCGCGCUCAGCUUAAUGCUACCAUGCAUCUUUUUGAGCGAUGGGGUGACAGUGUGGGAAUUGGCAAAGGAAAGCUAUCUGAUAAUCAUCAUCCAGCUCUUGAUGAUCCAAAGACAUUUUCUGUAAUCAAGAAUCUACUUGAGAGCUUUGAAGAGUUCUCCGCAGCCACGACUACAUACGAUGCCACGAGUCCAAGCGCCAUCCAAAGAGUUCCGUCGUUCACAUUGCCUGAUCCGUCCACAAAGAACGCGUCGAAACCUUCAACAUGGGAAAAGACAAGUUGGGCGUUGCGCGGGAAAUUGAAGCGAAGAAAUCAGGUUGAAGCACUUGCGUCGCUAGUAUCAGAACUUUACAAUAUCGUCUCCCCCGAAACUGCGGCUGUAGCUUCUGUGACCCAGAAGCCACUAUCACCUACUACCAGCGUCAUAUCCCAACAUGACAAAGCAGCUUUAGUCUCUGAUCAAAACCAUGGAUUGGCUGGUCAGCCUUGUGAUGUGCGAGCGAUCCUACUAGAAUUACAGCAGGAGCUGAAAGCCCAGGCAAUACGGGAAUCAUGUGCCUGGCUGGGAAGCCCACCCCCCAACCAUGUAUAUACCGAAUCAAAGGACAAGCGCCUCCAGGGAACUUGCGAAUGGAUGUUACAUCGCCAAGAAUUUCUGAAUUGGCAAGCGCCCUCGAUGUCUGACAGGCUGCUUUGGAUCAAGGGUCCUGCUGGGUUCGGUAAGACGGUACUCUGUGCUAGGCUGGUUGACGAAGUUGAGGAGACCACCGAGCGACCUAUGGCACACUUCUUCCUAUCGUCCAAGUUUGAAGGUCGAGAUGACCCGUUUUCUGCCAUUCGAUCAUGGCUAACAACAAUGAUAUCGAAGAACUCGAUUGCUCUUGAUACCAUAAGGAGGCAUCACAUCCCAGACUACGAACAGGUGGCAUCACACAUAACUAUUCUUCGACUUUUCCAGGACAUUGUUAUCAAACUACCAGGCUGCACCUUUAUUCUGGACGGCCUAGACGAAUGUACAGGGACGAAUGGUACCGAUUCAAAGUCCGUUACUUAUUUCCUCGAGCAGCUAAGAAAGGCCAUCUCCAACACAGGAACCAGGCUUCUCAUUUCCAGUCGUGGCGAUCCUAUCAUCCAACAAGGUCUUUGCUCAUUCCCUGGCUACACGGAGUAUACCAUCCAGUCAACAGAUGUGGGGCCUGAUCUCGGAAUAUACUCGUCUGCAGUUGUUGAAGCAAGGCUACCCAAUAAAGACGAGGCAACAAGAGGAUUCAUAGCUCAGAAGAUGAAGGACCGGUGCCAAGGACAAUUCCAGUGGAUCAAGCUCCAAGAAGGAUCAUUACGAAAGGGCCGAAGCAAGAGACAACUUGAAAGGGAAAUCGAUGAAACCCCAUCUGGUCUUGAUGGCCUAUACGACAGAGAGUGGAAAAGGAUCAUGUCAAUGGGAGCUACAGACAGAGACAGAGCUUUAAGUCUACUUCGAUGGGCUGCGUUCUCAAUGAGACCGCUAACAGUGUAUGAGAUCACCGAGGCUGUUCUUAUGACAGAUGACUGCCAAGAAUUUCCCUUUGAUGAGAUGCCGGACUCUAUCGAUAAAAAUUAUGUCGAUAGCAUGAUCUUGGAUCUCUGCGGAUCACUAAUCGAAGUGCGAUGUUCUCCGGUAAAUGAGGUGGAGCGAAAGAAGAACGACGACACAUCCGGUCUACUCCAGCAUAGUCUGGGUAAACAUCAUGUUGGAUUGCAGAAAGUCCACUUGACGCACUCUUCUGUCAAGGAAUACCUCCUCCCUAGAAUCUCCCUAAAUCAUGCCGACUCGCUUCUAAACAAAGGCCUUCGCGUUUCCUUUGAGCGGCUCGAGAAUGCGACCCUCAGCAAAUAUUGUAUUUGUUAUCUUAAUCUUCCAGGAGCUUGGGAUGACUGGCAGAUGGGACACGAAAGGUCCGCAAUGCGGUUUCUAUUAUAUGCAUCUACUUUCUGGCUGCCACACUACGACAUGGCCGGGACGCCCGAUACGAAUUUGCAAGACGAAGUCAAUGCUUUCUUUGAUGCUCGAAAUCAAAGUUUUGAUUCGUGGAGAAGCUUGUGGAGGGCUACCUACCUGACGCACGUUGAAGGUCUCGAUAAUUGUUUGCCAACGGGGCCACUCGAACUUGCAAUUUUUCUCAGAUUGAAAGACGUUGCCAAGCACAUCAUAAAUGAGCGGAAAUAUGACUUGAAACACCGUUCGAAGCACAACAUGUCAGCCCUGCACUACGCCUGCGCGUUAGGUGACCAAGAGACUGCGGAAUUGCUUAUCGAUAGUGGUUCAGAGGUUGAUAUCAAGACUGAUAAGGGUGAAACGCCUCUUAUAUUAGCCAUCGACGUUGGGAGUAACAGUGUGGCGGAAUUGCUCAUUUCCAGAGGCGCAGACAUCUCUCUGAAUAACAUCGAAGGUAGGACGCCACUUCAUCUGGCAUCACGACACGGAGACUUGAAGAUGGUCAAGCAACUCAUCGAGAGUGGAGCGAAGAUCGCAGCUUCAACAAACCACAACUAUACACCACUCCUUUAUGCUGCUGUGAACGGCCACUCUGAGGUAGUCACUUUACUUCUCAAUGAGGGCGCACAACUGAGUGACGCGAACGAAAAUGGAUUCACGUCGGUUCAUAUGGCUUCUUCUAACGGGCACUACAAUCUUGUCAGGCAGCUUGUUAAUCGAGGUGCGGAUAUAGCAGCUUUGACGAAGGAUGGCUACACGCCACUUAUGAUGGCUUCUGCCAAAGGCCAUGUCGAAGUAGUUGAGAUACUUCUGGAACACGGUGACGAUUGCCGUAAACAGAGCAAGAAGGGUUACUCAUCGCUUCAUUUGUCUUCUACAAAUGGCCACUUCGAAGUAGUCAAGCUACUCCUCGAGAGGGGCGCAGAUUGGCGUUACGCAGGUGAGGAAGGAUUGACUUCAAUCUACCUGACCGCUGUGAACAACCAUGUGGACGUGGUCAACAUACUUCUCGAAGAAGGCGCAAGCUUCAACGCGAGCCGCAAUGCAAACUAUGGAUUGUCUCUACUUUGUGUAGCUGCCAUGAGGGGAUUUCUUGACUUGGCUAAACUGAUUAUCAACAAGGCUGCAUCUGUGGAAGAAAGGAGCGUUGGACCUCUCGAGGCUACCCCUUUGUGCCUAGCUUCUUCUGCAGGUCAUCUAGAGAUGGUGAAACUCCUUUUGGAGAAAGGCGCCGACGUCAAUGCAGUUUCAACAGAUCUAGUCACGCCACUCCACGAGGCUGUCAUGAACGGCCAUUAUGAUGUAGCGAAGCUAUUGAUUCAGGAAGGUGCUGAUUUGAGCGCCAAAACCGAGUGGGCUGGGUUUACACCUCUUAUUGGAGCGUUAGAUAAGCGACAUAUGGAAGUUUCUGCACUACUCCUUGAUAAUGGAAGUCCCGUAACUUCGGCCAGCGAAACACUGUGCACGCCUCUUCACAUGGCUGCUUGGCGUGGUGAUACCGAACUCAUCCAGCCGCUCCUCGAUAAAGGGGCAAAUAUCGCCGCCAAAGACAGGAAUAACAAUGAACCAAUCCAUUUUGCUGCGCAGGCUGGUCAUUUGAAUGUUACCAGACUACUUCUCCAGGAGGGCGCAAAUGCAACUGCCAAAGAUCUGUACGGGGAAAGUGCGCUGUUUUAUGCGGCUGAGUACGGCCACGAGUCGCUGGUAGAACUGUUGACCACUGAAGACUAUUCUGAACUUACAACAACAGACAACUUUUCUCGCACGCCUUUACACUACGCUUGUAAAGAGGGACAUCUUCAGAUUGUCGAGUGGAUGCUAGGGAUGUUACAAAAGACACCAGAAACCAUUGACAGGCCUGAUUACUGGGGCUCAACUCCAUUGUCUAUGGCAGUUAGGAAAGGACACGCCGGCGUUGUCAAACUUUUGCUUGAUACCCAUGCUGUCGACAUUGGCUCCACGGAUAAGUUCGGCAGGACAUUGGAUUGGUGGGCGACAGGGCAGGGACACAGUGAGACUCUGAGGCUGCUUACCAAACAGAAUCAAAGUCGAGAUCUAAAGGGUGAAGCUGAGGUUGAGAAAGGGGAAAGCCAG